CGAGAUGUGUUUCGCGUUUCAUCUGUCCUCUCGCUUUGCCUUAAACGGAGCGGCGGGAACGAAAUAUUGCGAUAUCCGUUGAAAUCGCGGAGACGCGCGCGACUCGAUCGCAGGAGGAAAUCAGAUUAGAUCUCUUCGUCUCUCCCGCGUGUUUUCCAAGUGAACGCGCGCUGAUAACGUUAAAAUUGGAUAUUGAACGAGCCUGACUCUCUUCGAAUAAAUUAUUUUUUCCAGGAUUUUGAAUGCGAUAUUAAGAAGAAAGUUAAAUGUGAUCAGUGUAAUUAUUAUUAGAAAAUUAGAGAAUUACACUACGCAUACGAUUAUUCUUCUGUCGAAGCGUGAAGGAACAGCGAUGUUGUGAAAAAUUAGAGAAACAUUCCACAUUCCCGCGAAUGCGACAGCAUCCGCGGACCACGUGAUCCUCGAGCUAUUGAUUACCGCGUCUCAAGAGGUGAAGAGAGCUCAGAGCGAUGCACCUGCGACGAGAGGAUGAAACAUAAUCCGUGUUUAGACGCGCAGCUAAUUGCACUUGCAGAAACGCGCGAUACACUCGAGGUCGGAAGGAGGGAGAAGAGCACAUCGUAUCAAGGAUACUCGUGGGUCGCGACGUCGGCGACGACGGCGGCGGCGGCGGCGGUGGCGGCGGCGGCGGCUGAAAUGCCAGAGGGACAUUUUGAAAAUCUUUGGUUCGACGCAUGCGUCCGGGUGCACUCGUCGUCCGAUGGAGCGCGAUGGAGCCGUCGCCUCUAAGCCGCUGCUGCUAGAAGAAGCGGUCUGUCGUAUUGCGCCGAAGAGGAAGCUACGCGUCUCCGACGACGCCGGGCGUCGCAAAUCCGCGAGUCGAUCGCUAAUCGCGUCGAUCAAACAAUCGUGAUAAUCGGUGCGUCCUUCGCCGUGCAUCGUUGGUGAUUCUCUUACGUGACGAACAAUCGUCUGCUCUCGUUCCGAUACGAUCGAUAGCGAGAGAGGAUCUUUCCGGAGGGAGAAGCGCCACCCGCUGGAGUGUUCGCCGAGGUGUCCGAGUCGCCGAGUGCGAAGAAUCUUCAAUGCGCGUUUCAUGCGUCUCGCGCCGUGACCGGUGGUGGCGGACGAUCCCCGAGCGAGUGUAUGUUCCAUGAGACUGAAUUGGCGACGCGGCGAGAGAUGCCGGGCGAAAACCAGCUGGCGAGAGGCGGCGGAGGAAGCGCUCCGGGUGGACGCAGGGAAUCCUCCUCGAGGGGUGGCGGCGGCGAGCCGGAUUCUCGCAACCGAGGACCGACCGCGACGAUGAUCCCGCUUCCGCGCACCGGUCAGUUCGCGUCCGCCUCGCAGAACCAGAAGAUCGCCAAGACGGAGAAAAAUCGGCUGAGAUUGAUCUUGGAGAGCCGCGGCACCGCGGCAGCCGACGUCGCCGACAAGGAGCGGAAGAUCGGCGUGCAGCAGGAGGAGGAAAUGCCGCAGGAUAAUUGGCGAGUGUCGGCUGCCAACUGCUCGAGCGUCGCGCGUACUUGCGAGGAAUCACGCGAUUUGCAUCGGAACGAAAAGGAGAACGCGGAAACCCGCCGAGACAGAUCGCGCGCGACGGAAGGCCGCGUGCCGUGCGGCAUAGCGGCGGCGGCGGCGGCGGCGAGCGUCGGGGUGGAAGGCGUCGCCGGCGUGUGGGGCGGACAGAGACGGCAGGCGUCGCCGCCGCCCCUGACAUCGCGCAGGCUGGAAUCGGCCGCUGACGCCGCAACAGCAGCAGCAGCAGCACCAACAGCAGCAGCAGCAUCGUUCAACCCCGUUGUCGCCGCCGCUACGCAGAGAUGCGCCGCUGCGAAAGGCGCCGUCGUCGAUGCCGGCGCGCCGAGGCCGUCGCGAAUCUAUUGGGGCGCUCCUCUCGUCGCUGAGACCAGCAAGGAGGAUGCCAUGGAGCCGGAAGCCAAGGAAGAGGAUGAGCGACGCUCGUCGACGCCGAGUCCCGAGUUCUAUGUGCGAAGGAGCAAACGUUACAACGAGGAUGGCAGUAGUGAGGAGGACGCUAAGCAGGACAGCAGCUCGCUGCCUAGCCACAGGCUGCCGUCUUCGUACCGCGGAACGUGGCCCAUCAGAAGAGACGUAUGGGCUAAUCAGCAGAUUGGCUUUCCGGCCCAGCAGAGCACAUCGCUCGCUGCACACAAUGAUGUGGCCAGCGUGAUGAGUUUCUCGUCGUCGAACUCGGCGGGUCUCGAGGCCGGCAGCUCCACGGAGCUGCCGGGUCAUCGGCGGCUGGGUGCCAAGGUGGACGUGGUGUACAAUCUGCUGGGUAUGCUGGAGAAGAACGGGCGGGACGACAUGAGCACGACGCUGCUCUCGAUGAGCACGUCUAUCGACAGCUGCCUGGUGAUGAGGCAGUCCGGGUGUCUGCCGUUGCUGGUGCAACUGAUUCACGCGCCCGGCCAGGAUCCGGACACCCGCGACAGAGCUAUGCAGGCGCUGCACAACGUGGUGCACGCUAAAAGCGACGAGAGGGCGGGCCGCCGGGAGGCGCGGGUGCUCCGGUUUCUCGAACAACUGCGCGACUAUUGCCAGACUCUGAGGAUAUCGCUGGAGAGAGGUCAGCCGGCGGACGAUCUGGAGCGAGGACACCCGGCGGCGCCGAUAGCCGCGCUGAUGAAGCUCUCCUUCGACGAGGCGCACCGUCACGCCAUGUGCCAGCUGGGCGGCCUCCACGCGGUCGCCGAGCUCAUCGAGAUGGAUCACCUGGCGCACGGCAGCGAGAGCGACGAUCAGAACUGCAUCACGUUGCGCAGAUACGCGGGAAUGGCGCUGACGAAUCUCACGUUCGGCGACGGCAACAAUAAAGCGCUGCUCUGCUCCUUCAAGGAGUUCAUGAAGGCUCUAGUUUCGCAGCUCAGGAGCCCCAGCGACGAUCUCAGGCAAGUGACGGCGAGUGUCUUGAGAAACUUGUCCUGGCGCGCCGACAGCAGCAGCAAGCAGACGCUGAGGGAAGUCGGAGCGGUGACGGGAUUGAUGAGGGCCGCGAUGGAGGGCCGCAAGGAGUCCACCCUUAAAUCCAUACUGUCCGCCCUGUGGAAUCUGUCGGCGCACUGCAGCACGAACAAAGUGGACAUCUGCGCCGUGGACGGCGCGCUCGCCUUCCUCGUGGACAUGCUGAGCUACAAGGCGCCGUCCAAGACACUCGCGAUCAUCGAGAACGCCGGCGGCAUCCUGAGGAACGUAUCGAGUCACGUGGCGGUGCGAGAGGAUUACAGAGCCAUCGUGAGGGAGAGGGGCUGCCUGCAGGUUCUCCUGCAGCAACUACGAUCGCCCAGUCUGACGGUCGUCAGCAACGCCUGCGGGGCGCUGUGGAAUCUGUCCGCGCGGUGUCCUCAGGAUCAGCGGCUUCUCUGGGACUUGGGCGCCGUGCCGAUGCUGCGCAGUCUCGUGCACUCGAAGCACAAGAUGAUCUCGAUGGGCUCGAGCGCGGCCCUGAAGAACCUGCUGAGCGCCCGACCUGGAUGCAACAAUCUCGUCCAUCUGGAUUCUACCGCGCGCGGACUCGGACUGUCAACGCUGCCGAGUCUGGCCGCGCGCCGGCAGCGCGCUCUCGAACAAGAAAUCGACCAGAACCUGGCCGAGACGUGCGACAACAUCGAGCCGAGCACGUCGCCGAUCAAUAAGGACGACAAAUUCACGUUCAAGCUGGACCACAGCUUCCUCGGCAUCAACGCGCAUAGUCUGCGUGCUUAUCAGCUGCACAGCCAGCCCGGCACGUCGACCGCCAAGAGCAACGGAGUCGCCCGCAGCGAGAGCAGAGACUCCAUGCGUUCCAUCACCAGCACGCACUCCGACACUAUGUUCGAGCGAGUGAAUCGUCACGUUCUGAACGGCGUGUCGCCUACGGACUCGCAGAUCAAGCAGCAAUCCUCGUCGUUGCAUUCCGCAGUCGGAUUCGACAAUGGCGCGUGUAGCAGCGACGGUCACGCGAGGGCCACCUCUUCCGAGCGGAAGUACACUCUACGUUACAAGAACUCCAUACCGGAACGACUGAAGCCGUCCGACGUCGGUUUCGACGUGAACGAGCUCAAGUGCACAAACUCCACCAUAUCGUGGGCCGCGGUGCCCAAUCAAGAGCCCUCUCAGAUCUCCUUGCACUCUUCCAUCGAGAAUAAUGCGUCUUUGAUCGACCAGAGCGUGUCGUUCUCGUCCAAAGCGGGCAGUCAAUCCAGCGUCUCCGAGGAGAUUGAGGCGACCGUUUGCGCCAAGUCGGAUUAUCGACGAGCAACCGCGAACCUGGACGGCUCGAAGCAGGCCUCCUAUCUGCCCGACGUAAAGGAAGGCACGGGCUUCGUGUACGCGGAGAAGGCUCUGCUGCGUCAACACGACGCGCUGAACAGCAUUCAAAAAGCGAUCUCGCCCACGAUCAGCCGCGGCCCGGACGGCAAUCUGUUCGGCGACUACGCCGAGACGGAUCUGGAUCAACCGACCGAUUACAGUCUGCGCUACGGCGAGCAGACGAUAGACGACGAGAAGCAACACUCCGGCUUCUUCCCGGGCAACGAUCAAGGACUCCUGCACGAGGACACGGUCAAGACUUACUACACGGAGGGAACACCGCGCACGACGUCCCUAAACUCGUCCAGAGCCACCUCCGCGUCCGAUUUGCAGGACGACAGCCGUAUAAGGAGCUCAUCGAGGAAGCAGCUGUCGGAACAAUACAAGGCUGGGCACGUGGAGGAUCGCGGUGAAUGCAAAGCGUCGUCCUUGACAGACGUGCCAAAAUUGAACGACUUCACCGAAUCGGAAGCGGAGCUGAAUUUACGAGGCGUGACGCAUCUGACGGACGACGAAAGCGCAAAUCAUUCGCUGCCGUACCUUGAGGAGGAUUUAGGCAAACCGCUCAAGAGCAUUGAAGAAGACACAAUCAUCCAGAACUUUUCAAGCGUCAGGACGACACCAAUUUCGAUGGUAUUAGGGAGUUCUGAAUAUAAUGAUGAUCACGAUGGAGAGUCCAGUUCCAGGAUUAUCAAUUUAGACUCGAAAUCAAGUAUCGGCAAAGCAAAUAAAGAUUUACCGUCGAGUGACGUGGAAUUCUCGUCUGGCAGUAGCGGUUUGAAAACUUCCAAUAACGAUUCAGGAUAUCAAGUUAGCGACGGAGAUGAGGAUGACGAAGAUCUGCUUGCUGCUUGUAUUAAUAUUGGAAUGCAAAAUAAUAGGCACAGACAUUCCUUCAUAGGAAAUAAUCUUGAGAAGCUUCCUCGAUCAGAUAGUAACUUGACUCGAUAUCAAACUAGUCUAGCCUUAAAUCAAGUCGAUCAAAAUGGAACUGAGUCGAAUAACUCGUCGUUUAAUAUGAAAUAUGCGGCAUCUCGUGGAGGAGCGACGGCUGAAAAUGUUUUAUCAGAAAAGAAUAAAGAGGGCAGGAAGGAUAAUGAAAAACAGAACAAUCUGAAAACAGCCACGGUGACAAAUACAAAUGACGAAUAUACGCGUAAUAUUACGGAGUUAAAUGACGCUUCCGCCACAACAGCAAUGAAUGAUGAUAGCAAUAAUUUCUCAGAAAAGGUGAUACCUGUUUUACAGAGACCUGACGUCUCCAAUGAAUUAAUUAUAAAUGACGGCACGGAUAAAAAGGACUCACGACCGGACGAAGCGACAAUCGACGAUCAGAUCGCAGAUAUUCCGAUGAAGCAAUCGUUCACGAAGGAUUCCGAAAGCAGCGAAUCAAUUGACUCUGUCGAGCAGUCCGAACACGCUCUCCUGGAAUUGUGCAUUCAACCCGGCAUAAAAUCCGAAGGCAACAUCGCCAUAAACCAGAGCAAUGCGGAUUACGUUAAAUCGCAGCUGGAAUUAUACAACAAACAAAUACACUUCAUAAAAGGAAGAAGCAACAUUUCGGAAGAAAUAUCCGAGCUUGAUGGCAACGUGAACGGGAAACCGGAAGCUGCAUUCGACAUCGUGAGGACUACGGACGUUCUACAUCGCGAGAGCGCGGAGAAGCACACGAAGGAGGAGACGUACAGAAGGCAGAGAGAUCCCGACGCUAUGAUCGCAUCGCUGGAUCGAUUAACGGCUACGCUGGUGCAACAAACCGAGGCGAUGCGCGAGCGAGACUCCGGCGCGAUGAAGCAGAGUUUGACGUGCGACACGUGGAACGAGGAUUCGCCCAACGACGUUUCCUUCCCCAGCAUCAGCAUCAGCGCGCCGCUGGUCGCUUCCUUCAACAGCGACGCGCAGGAGGAUCAGUGCCAUACGCAGGAUAAUAACGUGCAGCCCGAGAACAACGAGCAGACCAAUAUGACGGAAUCGAGGAUCAUUCAGCGCGAGGCCAUCAAGCUGGCGGAAGCGGUGGACGCCGAAACCAACAAUCAGAACGAGCUCGAGACGACGAGUCUGACGUCCAUCGAUCUCGAAGCGAUUAAACCACCAUCUUCGAUGGGCAGCCUGCUGUCGCUGACCGCGAGUUACGCCGGCUCGGUCGACAACAGCGAGGCAUUCGUCAACCGCGACAGAUGUUAUUCCACGUCGCUGCCACCGGUGCCCGCGAAAAAUUCCACUGAUCCUCGCAACGUGCGGAAGAAGUCCCUGCCAAUCGGCAUGGUGGCGAAACGGGCGCUAGGCCACGGCAAUCAGAGUCACACGACCAGUCUGGAGAACCUGCUGAACGAGUGCGCCAGCUCGCAUCUCGAAAAUGUGAAGCCGCCGUCGAUGAUGGACGAGCUGCCGGACGUGGGUGAUAUGGAGAACAGCAUGCUGAGCGUAGCCAGUAUCACAUCGGAAAUCGCGGACGCGAAGGACCAGGACUCGCACAGCCUAACUGGCAGCGACCCGGUGGUGUUUGAGAUGCUGAAGCCGGUCGCCAAUGUGCUGUCUAUGACGUGCAUGCGCUACGCCGAGGGCAGCGCGAACAACAGCUUGAGCGAGUGCCUGGAGAACAUCAAUCCGCCAUCUUUGUUCAAUGAGGUGACCGAGAUGGACGAGUCGACGAUGGAGGCGAAUACGGACACUCUGUGCAGCGACACGCUGUGCAUCGAGACGGAGCUGCACACCGACGUCCAUUCCAUCGUGGCGGAAGUGAUCGACGAAGCGGAAAACGACACUGACGAGGCGGCUACGCCGAUCUCGUCCGAGUACUGCGUCAGCAGUUCGGCGGAGUCGACGCCGAAGAGGCGGCCGCACCUGAUGAGCCAUCUGACCCCGAAGCAAAAGCGGCACUUGACAAAAGAGAGAUACAAGACGUACACCAUCGCCGCGGAAAUCGUUAAGAAGGAGGAAGAGGAACGCCGCAAGCAGGACGGUGCUAACAACGGCGAGGGCGAUAAGAUUCCACGCUCUUCCUUUACGAGGCUGACGCCGAAGCAGCGCAGGCAAGAAAAUCGAGCGAGAUUCCAGACGCAGGUGCUGCAAAAUCCCUUCCCAGACUUGAACGCGGCUAAAGCUAAGGCGGAAGUGGAGCAAAUUCCGGCUGGGAACGUCGAGAAGCAGGAACUCGCGUCUCCCAUCAAAUCCUCGAUCCCGACGCUGACGAAAUUGCCCGUGUGCAAGGCGUUGAGGAGGAAACGCGGCGAUUCCCAGGAGAGCAAAGAAAGAUAUCGCACGAGAACGUUGAACGACUCGGAGGCUGUCUUUAAGGAGAACGAGCACGGCGCGAGCGCGACAGAAGAAGGACAAGCGCAAGGAUACGCGCGGGGGGAAAUUCAAAGCUUGUUGGAACAAAACGCCACAAUCGUAUUGAAGAAUUUAAAAGAAUCGAACAAAUCUACGAACGACUCCGUCAGAGACGACGACACUCUGCGUUGCGAAACGUACACUGUGGCGAAUGACUCCGAGCAUAAUCUCAGAAUGCGUUUUGUAAACGGACUUUCCAGGAAGCUGAUGGGCGCGCAGCAAGUCGACGAUGAUGAAAUGCAAACUGAGCGCGCGGAAGCGGCUCGCGAAGGUGCGACUGAAUCGAACAGCGACGCAGAAUCCAACUGCGAGGAGCAGGAACCGAGAGAGACGAAGAGGCCGCGGAUAAUCAAGCCGGGAAUGCCGGGUCGAGACCCGAGCGCGGAUUCCAACGCGACCGACAAGUCCGAGCCAGAGAGCCCGAAGGCCAUCAGAGGACGAAGAAAGGCGCUCUAUUCGAAUCCAAUAACGCGCAAACCGACGCCGCAAUCGUCGCCGUUGAAACAAGUGAACCCCGUCAGCGGGAUACCCAUUGGCCGCAGCAACACCUCGCCUAUCGUCAGAGCUACGAGGGCCACCACGUUGAGACAGAAUAACAACAGUUCGACGGCUACGAAAGAUUCUCCGAAAUCGAACACGAGCCCGAAGAGAACGCCGUUUUCCGUGGACGCGGAGAGGAAGACGCGAAACCUGGCGACUGUAUCGAAAAGAGCCUCCGUGCCGCAGAAAGGAUCCUCGUUGACCUUCACGAAGUCUGCUAAGCGUCACAGCACACCACCGGCCUGCUCGUCGAACUAUCAGAGCGACGUCAAACCGCCGGAAGUUGCAUUCAAGGCUUUGGAGCGUCAAGGAACCUUCACGAAAGACGAGCCGGAAGUGGACAACGCACCAACGGUGCACUCCGCGUCCUCCUCGCCGGUGAAGACAAAGAUCGCCAAGCCAAUCAGAGGCGCGUCGUCGAAGGUGCAUCCAGCGGCGGCGAAAUCCAAGAUCUCUGUAAAAGCGCAAGCCGCGUAUCAGCCAAAACUAACGAAGGCGAACAGCUCCGAAAAGAUGCAGCCGCCCAAAGGGCUGUUGAUGGCGCCGAAGAAGGUGUCGCCUGGAAAAAUAGCUCCCCCGGCGAAGGUUCUCAACGGCAGCGCACCGCAGAACGAGAAGACCGUCCGCAAAAUUAGUCCGCUCGGACAGCGGUCCAACAGCAACUCCAGCAUAGUUUCCAACACGUCGCCGAACGUGCAGAAUCGCAAGCUGACGAAGGAGGCGACGAGCAAGAUCGCGAGUCUUUGGAAGAAAGUCGAGGAGAGCAGGAACAAGCAGCGCUUCGAGAAGGACACCAGGCAGUGGAUAAGGCCGGCCAACAGCGCCACCGAGGUGGACGCUGCGCCCGCCGCCGCUGCGUACAGCAACCCACCGGCGUACAGACUGUUUCGCAGUUCCACGUUCGAGGGAAUCUCCCAGGAGGACAGCGACGACGACGAGACAAUCGCCUGCAGAGUCACGUCCAAACUACCCAUCCUGGGCGCACCAGUCGCGGCACCUGGCGGCCCCAAGUACAGAAACUCCUGCGAUCUGACGGGCGUGAGCGCCCACGAGGCACCCUGUAAGAUCCCGGUGAAGUCCUGCGAGUCGUACAAGAGAGAGACGACGCAGCUGGAUGACGCCUUGGUGACCAUGAGGAAGCAACAGAGCGCCGAAUUCGCGGCGGAGACGGACCCGACCAAGAGGAUAUCCAGGCUCGGCUCUUUCAUCCGGAUGGAUCCAGCGGCGGCGGCGGCGGCAGCAGCAGCAGCAGCAGCGGCGGCGGCGGCAGCGGCAGCGGAGAACGGCGUGCGAACGCCGGCCUCGGCGAUCGUGCCGCCUUUUAAUUACAAUCCGAAGCCAGACAUUCCAUCGCAGGCGGCCAGAGCUAGGUCGGACGAGGGUCAGGGUAAAUUCGAGGCAGCGGAAAUAGUCACUGGAUCCGCUAGGGUGACGACAGUAUAGGAUCGUCGAUCCCCCUUCCCCAUCUACCCCCCUAAACGAAACGCAUAAAAAGCUCUGUAAUAAUCGCCUCCUCUGCGUUCCAGGCUAGUCAUUGUACAUUUGCUUGCUAUAUAGAUAUAUGUUUCGCCCACAUACAUUCGUCACAUGUGAUACGCAUUACGAUAAUUUUAUCGUAGAUAAUUCUUAUCAUUUCCCCCUUCGGUCUCGUUGUACGAUGCGCGCGUGGAAGCGCGCGCGGAAUGAUUCUUCGACAUUUUGUCCGGAAUAUAAAAUAGUCAUGUAAUUGUGGCAAUUACCCGUAAAUACCGCGAUGCCAACUUCUUCAGCAACGGCGAAAACCGUGUUAAAUAUUAUAGCGGGAGAUCGCAAAACCAUUCCUGUCCAUUUUGUCUGCUGUAUAUAUACAUAAAGAUAGAGAGUAAUUCCGAGAUUGAGAGAGAGAGAAAAAGAGAGAGAGAAAGAAAGAGAAAAAAAGAAGAGAGCCAGUCGAAAAUCCAUAGUGCGUAGCACGCGCGCGCGCCGUGACUUUGAUCGGUUAUUUAUUCAAUUUUGUAUAUAAUAUCGAAGAUGUGAGUGAAGAAUGUAGAAACGUUUUUAGUAAUACGUGUUUAAACCUAUGUACGAUGUGUAAACACACCGCGCUGGGAUGAAACGUUGCUGUGCAUCUCCGUACUUGAGAGAGAAAAAAAUCGUAGAAAGAUCGCGGCGAUCUGUAUUUUGUUUCCAUCGUAUUUUAACUAAUUCGUACCAUCUCUUAAACAGAAUCUAAUUACUUUUUGAAGACUGAUAAGGCGAUGAAGAUCUGGAAUAAGCUCGGGUAUCUUCGACGUCGAAAGUUAAUCGUAACGAGGUAGCACCGUUUGUAUCGACUGUGAAUGUAGAGCGGUCUAAAUAGUUCGCUAAAGGAAAAAAAAAAAAACAAAAAAAUGGCAUUACAAUAACGGGACAAAAAUUUUAUAAGUAUUACCUUAAGUUUCUAGUCUACGGGCAAUAUACCUUCUAUUUUCAUCACGUACUACAUGUAUCGCGAGAAUUGGCUUCGCGUUGUAAGUGGUGUCCAAAUUCGACAAUUAACCCCUUGGGAAGUGAACGUAUACCAUUAUCAAAGGGGUGUACAGAUCAAUGAGACUAUACUCAUAGAUCUGAAAUCAAAAAGCUGUGCGUUUGAUUAUUUUCCAACGUUGCUCU
Molecule: messenger RNA, 10779 nt
Organism: Linepithema humile (Argentine ant)
Lineage: Eukaryota; Metazoa; Arthropoda; Insecta; Hymenoptera; Formicidae
Product: serine-rich adhesin for platelets-like
Biological process (GO): negative regulation of canonical Wnt signaling pathway; negative regulation of microtubule depolymerization; positive regulation of protein catabolic process
Cellular component (GO): catenin complex; beta-catenin destruction complex; cytoplasmic microtubule
Molecular function (GO): beta-catenin binding; microtubule binding; gamma-catenin binding
Source: RefSeq, a predicted model, not a curated record